Molecule: messenger RNA, 1072 nt
Organism: Durio zibethinus
Lineage: Eukaryota; Viridiplantae; Streptophyta; Magnoliopsida; Malvales; Malvaceae
Cellular component (GO): nucleus
Source: RefSeq, a predicted model, not a curated record
CCGAAUUUAAUGUCUAAUAUUGUUUCAGUUUUGUCGCCAUCAAAAUGGAAAAAGUUAUUGUUAUUUUUUAACUUUAAUCCUAUUUUUGUCCAAUUUUAUUUUGUGAAAAAUACUACUAAUUUUAAUCGGCAGAGAUGCAUGACUGUUGCCAUCUUCAGCUUUUCCCGCCACAGCAUCUUUACUCAAUCCCUCAAUUUUCUCACCAACCAAACAACAGAAAACUGUUUUAGGGUUUUUUUCUCCAAACCCAACCGAGCAUUUCCUCUUUCUUUUCUUCGCAACCAAACAGAUCACCAUUACCCCUCUGUCGUUCUUGAUGGCAAAUCCCGGUGAAGACUUCUCUCAAUUCGAUAUAUCAAAAGAGGAAAAAGACAAGCUUGUUGCAGAAGUAAUUCGUUACAUACUGUUUAAAACACACCAGAAUUCAGGAUGUCCAAUUAAAAGGGAAGAGCUUUCUCAAUUAGUUACUAAAAACUAUCGUCACCGUUUACUUCCUGCUUACAUCAUUAACGAGGCUAAAGACAAACUCUCCGCCAUUUUUGGUUACGAGUUGAGGGAACUUCAAAGAUUACGUCCUUCUUCAACAAAUCAAGCCCGAUUAUCUCAGCAGAGUGGAGUUGAUGCUAAAUCCUAUGUUAUCGUCAGUCAGUUACCAGCUGAGGUGUAUAAGAAAUAUGUUGAGGAUGUGAAUACAUCUCAUCUGACUGGUUUUACUUUUGUUGUGAUUAGUAUUGUGCACCUUGCUGGAGGCAAAAUCGCAGAAGAAAAUCUUUGGCAUCAUUUGAAGAGAAUGGGAUUGCAUGAAGCUGAUGAAAACCAUCCAAUACUUGGGAAUGUGAAGCAGGUAGUGGAGACACUAGUCCAGCAAAGAUAUCUGCAGAAAGACAAGGUUAGUGGCCCUGAAGGUACUACCUUGUUUUAUGAGCUUGCUGAGAGAGCUCUAGAUGGACCAGUUAGUGAGAGAAUUAAGCAAUACAUAUCACAGAUUGUGAAGAAAGAAAGUGCCACCGUGGAUGUCUUAUAAUGGCUUGAUGCUAGCUAUUACUGAGUAACUGGGGUAGAUAUUCCGCCU